AUGGCCUCGCCCGCAACAUCCACUGGCUCGACAAAGGUCGAUGCCGUUGUCCAGAACAUCGCAGCCAACACCCCCGAGAAGUUGAGCGGUCUUCAACUCUACUCCAGAUUCGCCUUGGCUGGUGCAGUCUGCUGUUCAGUUACCCACGGUGGUCUCACACCCGUCGAUGUCGUCAAGACAAGAAUUCAACUCGACCCUGCCACAUACAACAAGGGUUUGAUCGGAGGAUUCAGACAGGUUAUUGCGAAGGAGGGUGCCGGUGCUCUGUUGACUGGUUUCGGUCCAACUGCUGCCGGUUACUUCCUCCAGGGCGCAUUCAAGUUUGGAGGAUAUGAGCUUUUCAAGCAACAAUCCAUCAACUUGCUCGGAUACGAGACUGCCUCCAACAACCGCACAGCCGUCUACCUCGCCUCCGCAGGUCUUGCCGAGUUCUUCGCUGAUAUCGCCCUUUGCCCUCUCGAGGCUACCCGUAUCCGUCUCGUUUCUGAGCCAACAUACGCCAAUGGUCUCAUUGGAGGCUUCAGUAAGAUGCUGAAGAACGAGGGUAUCGGUGCCUUCUAUGCCGGUUUCGGUCCUAUCUUGCUCAAGCAGGUCCCAUACACCAUGACCAAGUUCGUCGUCUACGAGAAGGUCGCCGAGGCCAUCUACGGAUACGUUGACAAGAGCAAAGCUUCCGACGGAAUGCAGACCACCAUUAACUUGGGCUCUGGUCUCGUUGCCGGUAUGGCCGCAGCCGUUGUCUCGCAACCAGCCGACACCAUGUUGAGCAAGAUCAACAAGACCAAGGGUCUUCCUGGCCAGGGCAUUACCAGCCGUCUGAUCACAAUCGCCAAGGAGCUUGGUCUUAAGGGUUCAUUCACUGGUCUCCCUGCUCGUCUGUUCAUGGUUGGAACUCUUACCGCCGGUCAAUUCGCUAUCUACGGUGACGUCAAGAAGGCUCUUGGAGCAACUGGAGGUGUUGAGAUCGCAAAGAACUAG
Molecule: messenger RNA, 978 nt
Organism: Cadophora gregata
Lineage: Eukaryota; Fungi; Ascomycota; Leotiomycetes; Helotiales; Ploettnerulaceae
Gene: MIR1
Product: mitochondrial phosphate carrier protein
Exons: 4
Coding region: 1-978 (325 amino acids)
Biological process (GO): mitochondrial phosphate ion transmembrane transport
Cellular component (GO): mitochondrial inner membrane
Molecular function (GO): phosphate transmembrane transporter activity
Source: RefSeq, a predicted model, not a curated record